Etheostoma spectabile (orangethroat darter) is the source of this 1161-nucleotide messenger RNA. It is a transcript of the gene tshba, whose product is annotated as thyroid stimulating hormone subunit beta a. Gene Ontology annotation, molecular function: hormone activity. Lineage: Eukaryota; Metazoa; Chordata; Actinopteri; Perciformes; Percidae. The transcript is spliced from 3 exons. Gene Ontology annotation, biological process: G protein-coupled receptor signaling pathway. The coding region runs from base 496 to 936 and encodes 146 amino acids. The record is from RefSeq and is a predicted model, not a curated record. Gene Ontology annotation, cellular component: cytoplasm; extracellular region.
UCGACAUUUUAAUACAGAAAGAUUGCAUGUAAUGUCUUUAAUGUUUAUCCAAAUGAGACAUAGAUUAGGUUUGUUUUGGAAAAAGAUGUUGAACUCGGUUUCAAAUUAAUUAGAGUGGCUCUUAACAAUAUAUGCAUUCUUCCAAGCCGAAAUUAAGCUUUAAGUGACAUCUAGUGGCCACAGUUUCAGACCCCUUUACACAGUUGCACAAAGGCUUUCUUUCAGCUGGUGCAGAAUCCAUUCGGUCAGUUUCAUUGGUUAAUGGAUGAACUUUGUUAACGAAGGAAAUCAUUAAUUCAUGUCAUCCACAUAAUGGACUAAAAGUUUAGUUCUUCCUGAUAGAUAGACGAUAACCGCUACCUUGGAAACGGGUGGAUACUAAAAUGUUCCCAUAAAUAGCAGGGAUGUUUAGACUCAUAGCAUCAUCAGGCCUGCAGGUGCUCGCAUCUCUCGAGCAGGUUUCAAAUUGAUUGGGCAAAAGUACCAUUGCUUAAGAUGGAGAGCGCUGUGUUCACCUGCUGGCUCCUUUUUCUGCUGUUCAGCCCAGCUGUUCCCAUGUGUUUACCCACUGACUUCACCCUGUAUGUGGAGAGGCCAGAGUGUAAUUUCUGUGUGGCGAUCAACACAACCAUCUGCAUGGGAUUUUGCUACUCAAGGGACACCAACAUGAGGUAUAGGCUCGGCCCACGCUUCCUAAUCCAAAGAGGCUGUACCUAUGACGAUGUGGAAUACCGCACAGCCAUACUGCCCGGCUGUCCUAUCGACGCUAACCCCGUCUUUACGUACCCAGUGGCUCUCAGCUGCCACUGCGGUGCCUGCAGGACCGACAGCGAUGAGUGUGCGCACAGGGCCAGCGUGGACGGAGCUAGGUGUACCAAACCAGUGAGACGCAUAUACCCGUACCCAGGCCAGAGCAACUACAUGAUCCCUUUCUGAUUCAUCUGUUGUUAUCAGCUUGUCUCUUUCUUUUUCUGUUAAAAAGACCAAGCUGAAACUGCUUGAUUCAUGAAUGUUUUGACAAGACACAAACGUAAUCAUUUAGCAUGCAAUGGUUAUGGUGACACAUCUACACUGCCUGUACUGGUAUUGUACCAGCCUGUUUUAUUGUGCCUUUGUUGCCAAACGUGUCUGUGCUCCAGCUGGCUUCUCCAGUUGCAAUGG